Entrophospora candida is the source of this 2577-nucleotide messenger RNA. The record is from the annotation of a GenBank genome assembly. Lineage: Eukaryota; Fungi; Glomeromycota; Glomeromycetes; Entrophosporales; Entrophosporaceae.
AUGAAACGUGGGCAUCGUAAAUUACCUUUUAGUGGGAAAAAAAAGAAGAAACAGUUACAAGACAAACGUGCAAGACUUGCUAAUAAACGAGACGAUGAUUCAAACGAGGGAGAUUUUGAAACGGAAGUUAAUGAUAGUUUACAACAAAAAAAUACAAAUGAAAAAAAUCUCAAGAAAAAAAUCGAAGCAAGUUCCUCACAAAGCAUCAAUGAUACUGUUUCUAUUAAAGCUCAAGACAUCACUAGGUUGAAUUCUGUAUUUGAGAAACAAACACCUCAAGAAAUCAGAAAACUACGAAAUGAAAGCAUGAUACCUUUUACACGUCUUCCUUUGACAGCUUUAGAAGUAUCUAAAGAAGAGAGCUACACAACCAUCAUCGAUUUUCCCAAAAGACCACCAUGGAAUUAUGAUAUGACAAAAGAAGAGUUGGAAAGCAAAGAAAAACAUUAUUUUCAAGAAUGGCUCAGCAAUAUAUAUGAACAAUAUCCAAAAGAAGAAUUGAGUUUUUUUGAACAUAAUCUUAACGUUUGGCGUCAAUUAUGGCGGGUUCUCGAAAUUUCAGACAUUUUUUUGAUUUUAGUUGACAUAAGACACCCUUUAUUGCAUUUUCCUCCUUCGCUUUAUGGUUAUAUUGUUAAUCAGUUGAAGCCUUAUUUACAAAAAAGAACUAAACGGCCUAGAAAAAGAUAUUACCAGCCUGUAGGAAUUAAAGAUUUUUUGACCGAAUGUAGUAAUUUAAAGUUGAAUAAACUCGGUGUAGAAGUCGAUUGGGCAAGUUUAAUACAAGAGUAUUCAUUAAGAGAACAAAAUAAAGAAGAAGAAAUUUAUGUUAAUGAGGAAGGGAAUGACAAGUCUCAAAAUGAAUUGAAUAAUAGUGAUGUUAAUCAAAUAGAGACACAAUUAAAAUUAUUAGGCAUUCAAUGUGAAACGACACCUAGAAAUAAUUUAAUUACAAUUGGUUUAAUAGGACAUCCAAAUGUUGGAAAAAGUAGCUUUAUAAACAGUUUUAUGGGUAAAACUGUUGUAAGCACUUCAAGAACUCCAGGCCAUACAAAACAUUUUCAAACCAUUCAUCUAUCUGCUAAUGUUAGAUUAUGUGAUUCUCCUGGAUUAGUUUUUCCAAGUCUAUUAUCAAAACAAAUCCAGAUUUUAUGUGGACUAUAUCCAAUUUCACAAGUUCAAGAACCUUAUAGUUCUAUUAAAUAUUUGGCAGAAAGAAUUCGCUUAGAGAAUAUAUUGAAAAUUCAACCCCCUGAAACAAAAAAUGAGUAUAAAUGGUCUGCAUGGGAUAUUUGUGAAGCAUUUGCUAUUAAACGAGGCUUCUAUAGUGGAAAAUCUGCAAGGCCAGAUUCUUAUCGUGCUGCAAAUGCAAUAUUGCGAUUGGUUAUCGAUGGUCGUAUUUUGCUUUCUUUUAAGCCUCCUGGAUUUUCCAACCAAUCAUAUUUAGAGUCCACAUCUAAUAACAUUAGAUUCCACUUAGCAAGGCUAUCUAAUUUAAGCACAUUAAAAUCAUCAAAAACUGAAAAUAAUGUUGUUGCUGUAUCAAGAAAACAACCCACAUUAUACAUACCUUUGAAAUCUAGAGUAGAAAUUCACAAAAAUACUGAAACUCGUGGCGUACAAUCCAAAAACGAUGAUAACAAGCUUACCAAUACAAAAUAUAAUUUUAAUUUAACAAACAAAAACCAGCAAAUUGAUUCAAAUGAUUCAAAUACAAACAUCAUAGCUGCAAAAACAAAGCAAGCAUUUUUAAUUGAUCCAGUAUUGGUUACAACUACUGAAUCUAUAAAUUAUGAAAAUAAGAUAGAAACGUUAAGUUCAAAGAAACCAAAAACUCAAGAAUGGGAUGAUCUUGAUUCAGAGGAGAUGGAUGAUCCGAUGAUGGUGGCAGAGUAUGCAAAUGAAACCAUGCCAAUACGUGAUUACAUGAAGGGUCAAACAGAAUUGAAUUGGAAGAUGAGAACAAUUCUUAUUAAUUGGAUAAUUGAAAUACAUUAUAAAUUUGAUCUACUUCCUGAAACACUGUUUCUAUCAGUAAACAUUCUUGAUAGAUUCCUUUCUGAGAGUGUAGUGAAAAUGGCAAAGUUACAACUUGCAGGAAUCACUGCUGUUUUUAUCGCAUCGAAAUAUGAAGAAAUGGCGGCACCAUCAAUCACGAAUUAUUUAUAUAUGUCUGAUGGUGGUUAUGCCGAAGAAGAAAUUCUCAAAGCUGAAAGAUAUGUUUUACAAUUAUUAAAUUACAAGUUGUGCUAUCCAAAUCCGAUGCAUUUUCUUCGAAGAAUUUCAAAGGCUGAUCAAUAUGACAUUCGGUCUCGUACUCUUGCCAAAUAUUUGAUGGAGAUAACACUUAUAGAUCAUAAUUUUGUAUCAUGUAGACCUUCGAUGAUUGCUGCAUCUUCAUUGUACCUUGCUCGUAUAAUGCUUAAUUGUGGUGAAUGGCAUUCCAAUUUGAUCCAUUAUUCCACCUUUACGGAACAAGAAAUCAUACCAUAUUCAGAUAUGAUAUUAAAAUAUUUGGCCAAAGAUAAAAACAUUAACUAUGCUUUCCGAAAAUAUUCCACAAGUAGAUUCAUGAGA